UCAAUCUCCGCCAGCGCAUCCUCACCACAGUCAUCGCGAUGGCCCAACAAGAUGGGCCCAUCGCCUCCAUCGCAGAGCCAGGCAUCAAGGCUCAAGGACAGCUACUUCACGAAAUGCGGAAGGAGGUCGCGAACCUUCUCAACAGAUCUGCUACUGGCUUUCCCGGUGCGCAGCCUGUAAGCUUCGCCCGUCAGCAUCUCGAGGAGCUCGCUCAGCACGAUUAUUACGUAGUUGAAAAGUCCGACGGUAUCAGAUAUCUUCUCUAUUCGACAACAGACGAGAAUGGAAACGAGGCUCACUACCUAAUCGAUCGCAAAAACGACUUUUGGUUCAUCACGAACAGAAGCCUACACUUUCCUCUCGAGAACUCCCCAGAGGCUUUCCACACGAACACGUUGAUCGACGGUGAACUGGUUUGGGACACAGGCUCGGACGGGAAGCGCGUCCCAAUGUUUCUGGUCUUUGACUGUCUGGUGCUGGAUGGUGCCCUGCUCAUGGAACGAACACUCGACAAGCGACUCGCAUAUUUCGACCAACGAUUCUAUCGCCCAUAUAAGAAACUUUAUCAGGAAUACCCUCAGGAACUAGAGUUCCAGCCCUUCUACGUGGAGAUGAAGAAACCCCAAUUUGCCUACGCCAUUGACAUGAUGUUCAGAGAUAUCCUCCCGAAGCUAAAGCACGGCAACGACGGUCUGAUAUUCACCUGUCGCACCACUGCUUACAAACACGGCACCGACAACCACAUCUUGAAAUGGAAACCACCAGAGGAGAACACCGUAGACUGUCGCCUGUCCCUGAACUUUGUGGAAGUUGAGCCCAGCGACGAAGAGCGUCGCGAAGGCAUCACUGAGCCAUUCGUUGAUUACGACAGCGUUCCCAAAGCCGACUUGUACGUCUACGCAGGCGGUAACGGCCCCGAAAAGUACGAGUAUUUCAACAGCGUGUUCAUCUCUGAGGAGGAGUGGGAGACUCUCAAGUCGCUCAACGAUCCGCUUAACUGGCGAGUGGUUGAAUGUAACAUCGAUGAGCAAGGCCGAUGGCGCAUUGUGCGUUUCCGCGAUGACAAGAACGAGGCCAACCACAUCAGCACAACUAAGAGUGUGCUUCAAAGCAUUGAGGACCGAGUUUCGGAGAAGGACCUGUAUAGAGCAGCUGGGGAAAUCAAGAAUGCCUGGAAGGCUCGGGCGAGUAGGGGCCCUGCAAGAUAGAAUAAUCGACUGGCAAACAUGGCGUCUGGGGAUAUUGGUUCUGUAUCGAUGGGGCAAGGCGUUGGGAAAGGUUUCAGGAUAGGGGAUUCUCACAUGUCAUCACUGCACCACAUAGCAUCUCGGAAGUUUGGUUUGAACAGACACACCUUCUUCUUAAAUACUUUCAUAGCUUGUAUAAACUAGGAGAUAUCGACAAACCUCAAGUAACAUCAACAUCAAGGAUUCGGCGUCGAAAUUAA
Fusarium redolens is the source of this 1447-nucleotide messenger RNA. RefSeq names its product mRNA capping enzyme, catalytic domain-containing protein. The record is from RefSeq and is a predicted model, not a curated record. Gene Ontology annotation, biological process: 7-methylguanosine mRNA capping. The transcript has 2 exons. Lineage: Eukaryota; Fungi; Ascomycota; Sordariomycetes; Hypocreales; Nectriaceae. Gene Ontology annotation, cellular component: mRNA capping enzyme complex. Gene Ontology annotation, molecular function: ATP binding; mRNA guanylyltransferase activity. Bases 39 to 1208 code for a protein of 389 amino acids.